AUGGACGCUGCCACAUCUUGGUCCGCGCCACUGGCUGCCGACCUCGUGCAUGUCACCGUACUUCAGUGCGCCUUCUUGCUUGCCGGCACGACGUUCCUUGGGUACCUCCUAGGUAGCGUCAACGAAGCUUUUGCUCUGCGGCGCGUCUAUGUGUCUGCGGCCCGCGGGAUCGCCGCGUGUUUUGUCGGGUACCUCGUGGCCGCUUUGGUUGUGCCAUCGACGAAGCAAACGCUGCGUACGACGAUCGCGACCAGCAUCACGCACGUGGCCGUCCAUGUGGUUGUCCUGCCGCUCCUCUUGCGGCUAGUGAUACGGAGUCGACAUGAAGCGGUCUUGGUGCUCUCGCUCCGCUCUCUUUUAGGAACAAGGGAAGUGGGGAAGCCAUGA
Messenger RNA from Saprolegnia parasitica CBS 223.65, 387 nucleotides. RefSeq lists its product as hypothetical. The coding region runs from base 1 to 387 and encodes 128 amino acids. The record is from RefSeq and is a predicted model, not a curated record. Lineage: Eukaryota; Oomycota; Saprolegniomycetes; Saprolegniales; Saprolegniaceae. The transcript is spliced from 2 exons.